UAAAAGGCACGCAGAGUGGUUUAUGCUAACGGUGGCCGGCUGGUUCCAGAAGUAGAGGAAAAGCGUAGCGCUUGUGUCUGUAUAGCGCGUGCGUAGGGCGCACACAGGCAGUGUGUGAGCGCGCGUCAGGAGACGGAGCUGGCGGAGAUCGGGCGGUUCUUGUGAUUUCGCCGAUUUAACCCUUCAGCGGGAAAGUAAGGGGUGAAUAUCGCAGGGAUGGUCCGGGGCGCUCCUGUUCAUCACGGCCUGUGAGAGACAUGCUGCCCGGGGCCCCGGACCCCCAGGAGAGUAGGAGGCGGAAGGGAAAGCUGCCGGGCCCCGGGCUGUGGUGCUGGUGGCCAUUGCUUCUGUCCGUCCUCCUUCAGCAGCCGCAGAAAGCUCAGUCCGGACCUGGCCCUUCUGCUGACCCAGGACUGAACUUGUACUUGAGCGAGGAGGAGGUGCGGCGGCUAAUCGGACUUGAUGCAGAACUCUAUUACAUAAGGAAUGACAUCAUUAAUCACUAUGCUUUGUCCUUCAACCUGCUGGUGCCAAGCGAGACCAACAGCCUCCACUUUACCUGGCAUGCCAAGUCUAAGGUGGAGUAUAAAUUGGGAUUUCAAGUGGACAACCCAAUGGCCAUGACCAUGCCACAGGCCAACAUUUCCAUGCAGGGGGAGGUUCCCUCCUCUUUAACUGUGUUUAGGGUUGAUCUCUACUGCUCUGGAAAAAUGGACUCCGAAGUCUUGUUUCUCAUGCAGUUGAACAUCACCAUCAGCUCUAAAAACAUCACAGUUCUUAACUUCAAACGAAGGAAAAUGUGCUACAGGAAGCUGGAGGACAUCAAGGUGCCCAUGCUACAGGACAAAAACAACACCAGGAUUCAUUUCGAUCCGGUCAAUGUUGCCCCAACAACUUCUACUCGUGUGUUCUACAUCAGUGUGGGUGUCUGCUGUGCCGUGAUUUUCCUGGUAGCCAUCAUUUUGGCGGUUCUACAUCUCCACAGCAUGAAACGAGUGGAACUUGAUGACAGCAUGAGUGACAGCAGCAGUUCCCAGGGUCUCUCUCAGCCCUCCACCCAGACAACACAGUACCUGAGAGCUGACACCCCCAACAAUGCAACACCAGUCACCAGUUAUCCAACACUACGAAUCGAGAAGAAUGACCUGAAAAGUGUAACUCUUCAGGAAGCCAAGGCAAAGGUAAAGGACAUCGCCAUCUCUCGGGAGAGGGUCACCCUGAAGGACGUCCUGCAGGAAGGCACGUUUGGCCGAAUAUUCCAUGGGAUCCUAGUUGAUGAGAAAGACCCGAGCAAAGAGAGAGCAUUUUUUGUUAAGACUGUAAAAGAUCAGGCCUCAGAAGUUCAGAUCACCAUGAUGUUGACUGAAAGCUGCAAACUCAGAGGACUACACCAUAGGAACCUGCUGCCCAUCGGCCACGUGUGUAUAGAAGAUGGAGAGAAGCCCAUGGUGCUGCUGCCGUAUAUGAACUGGGGCAACCUGAAACUGUUUCUUAGACAGUGCAAGUUGGUAGAAGCAAAUAACCCACAGGCAAUUUCCCAGCAAGAUCUGGUGCACAUGGCCAUUCAGAUUGCUUGUGGGAUGAGUUACUUGGCACGACGGGAAGUUAUUCACAAGGAUCUUGCUGCUAGAAAUUGUGUGAUUGAUGAGUCUCUUCAGGUAAAGAUUACAGACAACGCUCUCUCUCGAGAUCUUUUCCCCAUGGAUUAUCAUUGCCUCGGAGACAACGAGAACCGACCUGUGCGCUGGAUGUCUCUUGAGAGUCUAGUGAACAAAGAGUUCUCCAGUGCAGGGGAUGUGUGGGCGUUUGGAGUGACCUUGUGGGAGCUUAUGACGCUGGGACAAACGCCAUACGUUGAUAUUGACCCCUUUGAAAUGGCUGCAUACUUAAAAGAUGGCUACAGAAUAGCCCAGCCAAUCAACUGCCCCGACGAGCUGUUUGCUGUCAUGGCCUGUUGUUGGGCCCUGGACCCAGAAGAAAGACCGAAGUUCCAGCAGUUAGUCCAGUGCCUGACAGAAUUUCACUCUGCCCUUGGAGCCUACGUAUGAAAGCCAAGCCUGAUGAUCUCUUGCAUCACACACACGCGAAUGCACAAACCUUCCCCCUUCUGUAAAGAGCUCUCUCAACACACAGUGCCUUAGGAAGCUAUGUUAGUCACAUUUUUUUUUCUUUUGUAAAAUAGUUUUUAUAUCAAGUAUUUUAUAGUAAUUAGAUCACAUUUUGUGGAACCGGACAGACAAACGCUACACGCAAGAUCACUGAUCGCAAUCUUAUAUCAGCAACAAAACACUAUAGAGGAAUAUGAGACUGUUUCUUCAAAGGACUUUUCUUAAAGUAACGGACACUUGUACUUUUAUAAAAAAAAAUAGUGGAGGAUUUUUUAUUUUUUUUUAAUCUCCAAACAGCAGAACAAACCCAUAUGGUACUUGUAGCAAUGAUACAUGACUGGACAUCUUUAAGAUGCAUUGUUCCUUUGUGAAAGGGCAAAACCCGUAACUUAUAACAGGUGACGAAGCCUCAUUAGUAACCCGUUAGUCUUCUGAUUUGUACAUAGAGCAAUAGCUGGGCUACAGGCAAGUCACACGGAGACUAUUGUGACGUCUCUUGCUGCCAGAAGGACUGAGAAUGGAAAAACAUCUGGAAGCGAUGGGAUUAUAGGGUACGCUCACUCCUCAGUCACUUUAUUAUUGUACUUACCAUUUUGCUUACAGGUAUGCAGGCUGUACAAUUUUGUAUGAUAUAUAUCUGGUCUCAUUGUUUUACAUGUAUUGCCACUAAGUAUUGUCUUAAGAACAUAGUCCCAUUAUCCCCUCAAAACAAAAAAGAUGAUUUCAAAUAUUACAGUCCUGCACGGAACCAAUUUAUUAAACCCAACCUGCACCCCACAUACUUACCCGCUUGGACCUCCGACCUGCAAGUACCUUAUCCGCAUUGUAAACCAGAAGUGACAUCUUUUAGAAUUUGGUGUGAUCAGAAAAAUAGGAGUAAAACUCGCUAUUGAGAGGACCCACGACCCGACCCGCAAACCUGGGGAACAGCCGACCCGCGUCUAUACCCGCUCCCGGAACAUCUACCUGCAACCCGCAGGGUACCACAACUUUUUGCGGGUACCCGACCGGCUGCAGGACUCAUAUAUAUUACUGAACAGCUGGAGCCAGUGCUGGGGGGGGGAGAAUAUAUUACAUAAAUCGUUUGCAGCCCUCCAGCUGUUGGCAAACUACAGUUCCCAGAAUCUCCCUUGACAUCCUUCAGUUAUUUUACAGCAGCUAACGGAUUCCGGCCUGGACAGCUUUCAUGGAAAUACUGAAAAUAUCUGCUGGUCUUCUUUUUUUAAUAUAUAUUCUGACCCCCACACGCUGGAGCCCCAAGGCAGAUGCUUUCUGUGCCCAACCCUAGCCCUGGGAUUGACUUCACCUGGACCAGAACAUGGGAUAUAUUAGUGUUGCCUUUAUAUCUGGUUCAUGAGUGGAUCCCUCUAUUGGGCUAUUCAGAUAACCAGUCCUGAUUGGUGACUGGUUAUGUCAGUGGCCAACAAUAAUUGUUCGUUAGGGUCCAUGUUUAUAAAAACAAAAUUAACCAGUUUUAAAGGGAGGGGGCGGGAACAUCCCAUAGCAAUCUAAUAGAAACAAAUCUUUGUUUUCCUAAAUAUGGCCCUAGAUUUUUGGUAGGGAGGGGGCGGGGGUUUUUAUUCUGUUUAGGGGGGGUUGGUGCUUAAAGCAUCUGCUUAUUCUAUGGUAGUUCCUAAGUAAUUUGGUUUGAACCCCCUGUCUCUGCUACAAGACUAAUUCCAGCCGAGUCAGAAAAGACGCUAAAUGUAUUAUUCUACAUAUUGCAGUGACCUUUUUAUUUCACGUUUAUUUAUUUUUCUUUUGUUACUGUAUAAAAGUCUCCUGUACCCUUUUUUUAA
This is a messenger RNA of Xenopus laevis (African clawed frog), 3907 nucleotides long. It is a transcript of the gene ryk.L, whose product is annotated as receptor like tyrosine kinase L homeolog. Lineage: Eukaryota; Metazoa; Chordata; Amphibia; Anura; Pipidae. The coding region runs from base 258 to 2048 and encodes 596 amino acids. Gene Ontology annotation, molecular function: kinase activity; transferase activity; protein tyrosine kinase activity. The transcript has 15 exons. The record is from RefSeq and is a predicted model, not a curated record. Gene Ontology annotation, cellular component: nucleus; signaling receptor complex; plasma membrane. Gene Ontology annotation, biological process: cell surface receptor protein tyrosine kinase signaling pathway; axonogenesis; positive regulation of phosphatidylinositol 3-kinase/protein kinase B signal transduction.